This is a messenger RNA of Candidula unifasciata, 4083 nucleotides long. Lineage: Eukaryota; Metazoa; Mollusca; Gastropoda; Stylommatophora; Geomitridae. The record is from the annotation of a GenBank genome assembly.
AUGGAUAAUAAUCAGAAUCAAGAAGGGCUUGAUGGCUUGCCAUUGGAGCCUUGGAUGAACCGGCAGCACCUGAGCUCAGUUCAUCCUGGUCUUUCUGCUCAGGCCUUUAGCCAGCACAUGGGUGCCCAGCCUUUGCAUGAUUUAUUAUCACAUAGAAGUUUGCAGACAUUUUCCACAGACAAUUCCAAGACCUUGUCUUCAUCACCAUCCCUUCAGCAGUACAGUCUUUCGUCAUCAGCACGGCUGAAUCAGCCAGAACACCUAUCCCUUUCACAUGAACGUUCAGCAUGGUCCCAGUUGUUAGCAUUGGAUCCAACAAAGAUCACCCAGAUGGGUUCUCAUUUGCCUAAUUCUCAGGUUCAUUGUUUGACACAGGACACGCAACUUGCUCAAAGCACAAGACAUGACCCAGUACUCAUGUUGAAAGGGGACCCCAAACUGACACCAUUUGAUAACAGAAGUUUAAAUCUGCCCAAGUUGAAUUUUGCACUGGCAUCAAACAGUGCUGCUUCCAUUCCUCACGAUAAUUACUUGACGGUAAAAUCACCACAGAAUAAAAUGCUGCAGCAGUUUAACCAGCCUAUGAACUUUUCUAAGGCAGCAUAUGCUAGUAAACCAACACCACCCCAAACAUUAGCUAUAUCCGCUGAUGUAUCCUCCCUGGAAUCUUCGGGUAGUUAUUCUCCUGUGUCACCUCCUGCUGUGGGUGCUAAUUUAGAUGAACCAAAUAUUUCCAGCUCUGGUCAGAGCUCUAGCAGAACAACCGAUUUGUUUCUGAGAGAAUCUCAUGAUAUGUCAUCAGCCACAUUUCCUCUGUUUUCAGCAUCUGACCAGGCAGAUUUCUUUAAUUAUCUUUCGGGAAAAGAUGAUGCUUUUCCAUCUGACAUUAAUAUGCAAGAUUCAUAUUCAGAAUCAGCAAAGUCAUUUACUGGGUUGUUUUCAUCGGAAGUGCCGCUAGACAUGACAACUGCUUUUAAUUCAAAGGAUACAGUUCCUGAAGUUGCUUUCUCAUCUGAUUCAAUCACAAACGGUAAGUCAUCACUGACUGAAACCCUAUUUACUAAAGACUGUGUUCAUCCAAAGGAUUCUGUUAGUGAGAUGAAUGCCACAGCAUCCACAGCUGACCGGAACCAAUCACAGAUUAUUUUGCCCAAUGCUUGUGAUGAAAAAAUUACCAGACUGGUAAAAAGUACACCGAAAAAGUCAAAUUUCUAUGGAAGAGACGCAUCGUUAUUUUCAUUUAUGCCUUCAUCUUCCUAUAUGGGUGAUGCACCAGUGUCUGAAUACCAAUCUUCGGAUCUGGUUAGAGCUGAUGUUAUAGAAAAUAAAGAUGUAGUCACCAGCAAUAAUGAAGCAUUUUCAGAAUCAUUUGGCAUUCAAUCGCUAGACAAAGUCAGUAAUGCCGCUGAAAGUAACACUGUAACAUCAGGUGUGAGCACUGUUAGCAUUACCACACUUAGUCGUGAUGAACAUGCAGUGUUACCCCCAGAUCCUGUUACAAAUGUGUCAGCUGAUUGUUCAAAUUUGCAGAUACUAGAAGACUGUAAUACAAGUGAAGCAUGGAACAAUGACACAUUGGGAAAGUCUUUUGAUUCCAAAGAGACACUUGUGGCAAAAACCAGUGACAUACAGUCGAAUGAUUACUCUGAAGAUAAUGACUUGACACAAGAUGAAGUAAAGGAUUUAUCCAGCAGUAAUGAUGAUACAGUAAUUGGAGAUGCUGAUAAUACUGAAAAAGAACUCAGUGAAGAGAGUACAGACACCUGGAGUCAGAAUGUCGAUAUACAGGAACACGCCACCGAAGAUUUUCUAACAGCUCGGUUGAUAAGCAAACCAAAAACUGCUAAACGUAAGAAACGGAAAGCCGCUACUGGCUUUCAAACCAGGCAGCGUAAAAAGCCAGUAAAAAAGCAACGUCUGAGUAAUCUGGCAGAAGGAUGUGAUGGUGGUUUAAAUACUGAAGUUAAUAAUUCUAACACAGAUCCAGAUGCACAAGAUCCAGACGUAUCAGAGUUGCAGAAUGAUGAACAGACAUCUUAUUUAAAUGAAACAACUAGUGUUAAGAGAAAACCUAGACGGGUAUCUACUGCUAAGGCUUCCAAUGUUGACUUAACUCCACGUAGAAGCUCAAGUCGUAAAUCUAAAGACAAUGCCAUGAGGCUGAUUGAGCUUCAGGCAGAUUCAAAUUAUAGUGGUAUAGCCGAGUCAGCUCCUGUUGUGGAAAAGAAAGCAACCCGUAAACGGAAGAACACAAAGUUGAGUUCAUCGUUAGUCGCAGGGGGUGGUUUUAGUGAAGGGGAUACAACUGAAGAAGAGAAGAGCGAUGAAAAUGAUGGAGAUUAUGUUUAUGAUGAAGACGAAAUUGAAGGUUUUGAUAAUGAUGAGCCUUUAGAGCAUCCAGUGGGUAAGAAAAUUAAGGAAAAGAAACUUGGAAGUCUUAAAAUAUCUAUCAAGCUGAGCGGAAAUUCUUCUGCUGAAAUUGUAUCUGGCAUUGAUGAUUCUCCAGCCACAAAAAAGAGAAAGACUGCAAAAAAGAAAAAUCAGAAGACUAAGAACAAGAACAAAAUGAAACCUAUUAAGGAGUCGGAUGAAGAAGAAGCUGUGCAAGAGCCUUUGAAUUCAAGUGGAGCUGUGGAAAAUUGUGAGGAGACAGUUAAUGCGGCAAGCGAUGACAGAGCUGAAGAUGCUGGGAAUUCCUCUGAUGCCAAAGACAGACACAUGUCACUCAUGGAAAAGUAUUUCCUCACCGCUAGUACAGCAACAGCUGCACGACAGACUCAGAAGAAAACUGGAAGGGAGUCGGCAGCUCAGAGAAAAACAGGUGCUAAAGUUAAAGUUGCCAAAAAUUUGGCAUUAAAAUCGGGCAAGAAACAGAAUGAACAGAGCAAAGAAUUGCUGCAGAAAACUCCUGUGAAAUCUGGUGGAGAAUCUGCGGUUCAGAAUAAUAAAGCUGAGAAAGGGGUGACACAUGAUGAUGCAGAAACUGGAGUUGCCAAGUUUAUUUGUGGGUACUGUCCACAAAGGUAUCAUAACAAACAGGAACUUCUUGCACAUAUGGAAGCUCAUAUGGUUGAAAUGGAAAAGACAAGUGAUACUGAAGUUGGAGAGGACAAAAAAACGCAGUCGGUCACAACCAAUCUUACCGCAAGCAGAGACCCUAGAUCUAACCGAUCUGGCAAUGCAGAAAUUAUCAGCACUAAGCCUUCAGUUGCUGAAAAAACAGCAGAAAAGGUAAAGCUUAAACCUGUCGGAGAUCUCGUUAAAGAGUCAAAAGAUUCAAAUGUAAAAAGUGUUCAAGAAACUUUGAAACAGAAGUUAAAAUGUGGUGAGUGUGGAGAAGUUUUUGAUUCAAAACCCAAUCUGCUGGAACAUGUACGUAUCCAUACAGCAGAUAAGCCUUUUGAGUGUGAUAUAUGUCACAAAUGUUUCACAGAGAGAAAUCUUUUAUCCGUGCAUCGUAAAACACAUGGCCAAGAAAAGCUACUGCGGUGUCAUAUGUGCAGUAAAGCUUUUGUUGAUAAAACUGAUCUAAAUCUGCACAUGCAGUCUCAUCCACGACGCUCAAACGCAAAACCAGCAGACAAACACGUGCUGAUCAUUAAGAAAUCCUUGAAAAAGAGUCUGCAAGACAAGCAGGAUUUGGAAGAUCCAUUUGUCCCUAAGAAACCAAAGUCCUUCGCUUUAGCUCUUACUGGAGAGAUGGAUGUACCAGGGAAGGCAACAGAUACUUCAUCAUCAGUGCUUGUUAUCACAAGAGGUGAAGGUACUAGUGCUGAAGCAAAGAACAGCAGCAGUUCAGGGAGCCACAAGCCUAUUUUAAUUGAACCUAAAGUGUCUUUAAAACCUCUUACGUCAAAUAUAAAACCAGCUAUUGUAAAGACUAUUAGUUACACAAAGAAACCUGUAGAAAUCUCUGUUGCCAAUAGUAAUGUUAAAGGGGACAGUAAUAAAAUAGAUGGUAAAAAAAGCAAUGAUGUUACCGCUAGUUCUGAUGGCGAAAAGACAGAAGCAGUUGUACCAAAUGUCUGUACCUGUAAAGAAUGUCCAGACUGUGUGACCAGAUUUCUGCAGAGCUUUGAGUGA